CAGAAACUCAGAAUAAUGUUGAAAAUUUUAUGUCAUCACGAAACGGCAAGAGAAUGAUAAUUCCGACUUUAAACAAUAUGGACUCCCUCUCUGACACAGAUUCGGAAAAUAAUAAAAAAAAAAGUUUUAAGCGCAAGGCGGAUGAUAAUGUCGAUACAAAAAAAAUAUUUUAAAUGCAAAAUUGGCAAAAACAGAAGCUGCUUCUCUACCUACGAUAACAUCAAUAACAAUACCGAAACCCGCAAUAAUUGUAACUGAAGUUGAAAGAAAUGUCCCAAUAAGACCAUCUGAGAAGAUGAAAGAAUUAUCGAUAAACAUAAAUAGAGCUGAUUCUCAAAAUGUUAAUAAAAUAGUAGCUGAUAUAUUGGAAAAAGAAGAGUCUUCCAAUUUAGAAAAAAAUAUUCAACCUGACGCUCUUUCAAAUUUAAAACUUACAAAAGAUGUUGACAAUAAUAAGGAAAAUGAGAUCAGUAAACUAAAACGUAUUUUGAAAGAAAAAGAUGUUGAGUUAAAGAAAUAUAAAAAUGAUGUAUCAAAACUGAGGAAACAACUUGAAGAUGAGAUACAACAAAAAAAUGACUUUCUUUUAUUAAACAUGGAUUUACAAAGAACGGUUAUUCGUCAAUUUUCAAGAUUAAAUUCCAACUUGAAGGAGUUAACGAGUGAAGUUACGGACGUGGCAAAUAAGUCAGGAAAGGACUGUUUGGAUAAAGUUAGUGCCAUUAAAGGAGAUGAGAUACAUUUAGGUCGUAAUGUGUGGAUAAAAAAAUAUGCCUAUGACGCUAUUAAGGGAAAAUCCCGCAUUACUGUACCCCUAUUUGUGAAAGAAAUUGCUUUGGCUGUGUUUGGUGCGGACACUCUUUUAGCUAGCACGGUUACUGGCAAGCAAUCAAAUAGGUCCAAAAGUAAGGAUGCAGAGCAGGAUUUACAGAAGCUGGAUCCUGUUAAAUUAAUGGCUAUUAUGGAUAUAACUUUCCACUGGGUCAAGGAAGAAUUGAAGAAAAGCGUCACAGAGGCUGAAUUGGCAAAAGCGAAGGUUGGACACUAUAUUUCACAUAAAAUCAGUGAAAUGAAAAGGGGCAUUAAAAAAUGCGAGGAGUCGAUUAUAGCUGCAGGUAAUGGAGCAGCACAAAAUGAAAGUGACCAUGAAAAGGAAAUUAGUCAAGAAAAGGAAAUUAAUCAAGAAAAGGAAAUUAAUCAAGAAAAGGAAAUUAAACAACAAAAGGAAAUUAAACAACAAAAGGAAAUAAAUCAAGAAAAGGAAAUCAAUCAAGAAAAAGAAGUGGAAAAUAUUACUGACAAUAAUAUAUUAUCAGAUAAUUUUAAUAGCGGUAGUGAAUUUGACGACUUAACGGACAGUGACGAAGACAACGACUGUAAUAAUGACAAUGAAAAUGACAAUUACCAAGAUCCCUUAUUUAUCGAUCCCUUGAACAUGGACGACAAUUUAUUUCAAAAUGUGAUUGAAAAGUAUUAA
Leptopilina boulardi is the source of this 1477-nucleotide messenger RNA. RefSeq lists its product as uncharacterized. The transcript is spliced from 9 exons. Gene Ontology annotation, biological process: negative regulation of DNA-templated transcription. The coding region runs from base 296 to 1477 and encodes 393 amino acids. The record is from RefSeq and is a predicted model, not a curated record. Lineage: Eukaryota; Metazoa; Arthropoda; Insecta; Hymenoptera; Figitidae. Gene Ontology annotation, molecular function: DNA binding.